Messenger RNA from Psylliodes chrysocephalus, 534 nucleotides. The record is from the annotation of a GenBank genome assembly. NCBI's taxonomy places the organism in Eukaryota, Metazoa, Arthropoda, Insecta, Coleoptera, Chrysomelidae.
AUGUUAGUUAUCGUAUUUUUGGUGAUGCUCUAUAAGACGGAGGGGCAUGUAGUUGGUGAUGUAGAAACCUAUCCACAUUUAAAUAACCCUACGCAUAGCUGUAAAGUUUAUGAAGAAGAGAUAGACUUUUUGCGGUUAAAAGUGACUUUCUGCGAACGAGCUAGAAAAAAUAGUAUAGAUGAUUGUUCCAAAAGCCAAAGAAAAAUGGAGAUUGAUCUGGAAACAAGUAAUUCAGUUUGUCUGAAGCAGCAAACAACAAUCCUUAAACAAAAAGAUUUAUUGACAGAACAAAUUAUCUAUUUAAACGGGAAAAAUGAAAAAUUGAAGAAUACACACGAAAAAUGUUUCGCUAACUUAACAAGAUUAACAUCUGAAAAUGGGGGGAAAACGAGAGAGAUCGAUGAAUUUAAACAAUCGUAUGAAGUAAUGGAGGAUGAAAUAAGUAAAUUAGAUAAAAUUUUGAAAGAACUUAAGCGUCGUCUAAGGCAAUGUAGGAUUGAAAAAAAAAAUUGGAAGUCGAGAAUAAGAAGUUAA